Molecule: messenger RNA, 8293 nt
Organism: Oncorhynchus nerka (sockeye salmon)
Lineage: Eukaryota; Metazoa; Chordata; Actinopteri; Salmoniformes; Salmonidae
Product: GRB10-interacting GYF protein 1-like
Biological process (GO): insulin-like growth factor receptor signaling pathway
Cellular component (GO): cytosol
Molecular function (GO): protein binding
Source: RefSeq, a predicted model, not a curated record
AAGGAGAGAGGCCAUUUUUCUAAAACACAAACAAGACGAGAAAGCGAGUUAUGAAAAUAUUCUCAGCGAACGUUGGUCAAUUGAAAUUAUAAUUAAACGUGGUUCAAGCAAAUAUUCAACAUAUAGUUACAAGGAAGAAACCUGGAGAUAUACAGGUCAUUGCGAAAUACACGCAUAUGUUGUUAAAAAGAGGACUUAACUAACGUUAGCUACAUUCCAAUUUCGCAAAAUUUGCAGCUACCAGCUAGCUAAGUUGUAGCUGGCUAGCUGGCAACUUAGCUGGCUAGCUAGUGCGACCAGCUUUCAACAAAAGGUGUUUACAAGGAGGAACAAUAGAUCCAAUGGAAAUACUCAAGCAGGAGUAAGAAGACAGAAGUGGAGAGAAUAAUAAAUGCAUGUGAAGAAGAUACACAUAUCGCUCCCCGUGAUCUCCUGUUCUUCACAAUUUUGCUUCAUGGUCAAUUAUUAUGAUCAACUCCCAUGUUGUAAUUCCUGGUGCUAUUUGUCUGUAAACAUUUUGUUUUUUGUUUUCAUUUGUUGAUUGGUGAGCUUGCUGUCACAUUUGGUCACUCCGUCACCUCACCUAACCCCUUUCCCAGAGCCCUGCAGCUAUUUGCUCAGUGUAACAGAUUUGUUUGGCCCAAGUACACCCACUCUAAACCACUGCACAGAGAAGAACCAAAUAGCCUUUAACCCCCUCGUCGUAUCUGGACCGAACUGGUUCAAUCCUCUGGACAAGAAGCCUUGAGCUCCAGUUGAAGAGAGGAGUAUGACUGCUGAAACACUUAACUUCGGCCCAGAAUGGCUCCGUGCACUAUCCAGAGGGCGGAGUGUGACGUCCCCCCCUCCCUCUCCAGCAUUGCCAAAGUCCAAGCUGGCCGAUUACCGCUAUGGUCGUGAGGAGAUGCUAGCACUUUAUAUCAAAGAUGACAAACCCCCAGAGGAUAUCAUGCAGGAUAAGGAGUUUGCUGCUAUCCUGCAGGAUGAGCCUGUGCAGCCUUUGGCACUGGAGCCUCUAACUGAGGAGGAGCAGAGAAACUUCUCCAUGUCUGUGAACAGUGUGGCUGUGCUGAGGUUGAUGGGAAAGGGAGGCGGGGCCGCCCCUGCAGGUGUGGCCAAGGGUCGUGGAGGAGGCAUCAGAGGGAGAGGAAGAGGUGAAGGUGCAUUCUACCAAAGAGCUCCUGGAGGUCCUGAUGAUGGAGAGGUGGGCUUCGGUCGUGGCCGAGAAAUGCUCCGCAGCCAAAGCUGGGAUGACCGAGCUGAGAGGCCCAAGUUUGAGAAGCCAAUCAGGCGUGCUGAGGUAGUGCGUCCAGGGUUUGAGGAGGCGGGAACUCUUGGCAGGAAGGACUCCUGGCGUGCCGACAGUGGUAACUGGCGUACCCUUCGGGAGGAGGAGGAAGAGGCAGCAGCAGGAGGGGGAGAGCAGCCAGCCUGGAGAGUUGCAGGAACCCGCCGUGAUGAUGGGGGUCCUCGGUCUGCAGGCUGGCGUGAUCAUGGCGGCCGGAGGAAGUUUGAGUUUGACUUCCGUGACAGCGAGGGCCCCCGCAGGGAGGACGACAGGGACGGCCUUCCUGAGUGGUGCACUGAUGAAGAGGAUGGAGAGAUGGGCACCUUUGACUCCUCGGGGGCCUUCAUGUGCAUCAAGAAAGGCUCCAAGGGCACCAUCACUGAAGAGGAUCUGGAGUUUGAAGCUCUAGAGGAAGAUGAGAACGGUCAGGAAGUCAAGGACAACGGUCAGGAAGGCAAGGACAACUAUAAGGAUAACUACACUGACGGAGAUGAGUGUGAAGCAGCAUGUGAGGGGGUGGUCAAGUACAGGACUCCAUCUCCUCCUGCUGUCUCGGCCCCUCCCUCCUCAGACCCUCUCCCUGCCCCCUGUGCCCCAGAGGCUCCCUUGGCACCCAUCUCCCACCCCUCCAAAACCAACCACGUGCCCACUCAAGGCAGCUUACCUCCGGGGAGUGGUGCUCAGCUCAGUCCAGACCCUUCCUCCUCUACCACCACUUUCUCCAGCCUGAUGCCUCCUCCCUCCUUUGGAUCUCUCCUCCCAUCAACAGGGGGAGAAGUGGAGGAGGACGAGGGCAUGAAGCACUUGCAACAGGAGGCUGAAAAGAUGGUGGCAUCUCUGCAGGACACAUCCCUUGAGGAGGAGUGUUUCACUCAAGCACUGCAGGAGAGCCACAACAUUACCUCCCAAUCUCUUACACACCCAGCCCCACACUCACACACACACACCGCUGGACACACACACUCCCACUCUGCCCAUAGGGACUGUGCCCUGCCCCUCUCCCACGAGGCAGCCAUGAAGUGGUUCUACAAGGACCCCCAGGCAGAGAUCCAAGGUCCCUUCUCCACUGUGGAGAUGUGUGAGUGGUUCCAGGCGGGCUACUUCUCCAUGACACUGCUGGUAAAGAGGGGUUGUGAUGAGGGCUUCCAGCCCCUGGGUGACGUCAUCAAGAUGUGGGGGCGCGUGCCCUUCUCCCCCGGCCCCUCCCCCCCACCCCUGCUGGUGAGACAGCCUCCACCACCUCGGGGGUCCUCUGGCAAUAUGGAUCAGGAGCUGCUGAAGAAACAGUUAGAACAAGCAGCCACUGCAGCUUUAUACCAGCAAUUGCAGAUAAGGUUUCAGCACAUGAACAGGAGUGGGGAAUCUAGCAUGAUGAACAGGUCCAUGUCAGUACCAGAUAAUGGGUCUAUGUGGGACAUGCGUACCUCAGCCUCCCAGCAGUCAGGAGGUGAGGCCAACCUAUGGGACUUAACCAUGAGUCAUUCCACUCAGGGGCCAUCUCUGGAGCAGCUACAGAAGCUCCAGGACCGGCGUGAGGCUGAACUCAGGGCCAAGGAGGAGGAGAGGAAGCGGCGGGAGGAGAAGAGGCGGCAGCAGGAGGAGCAGAAGAGGCGUGAGGAGGAGGAGCUGUACAGGCGUAAGCAGCAGUGUCGGCAGCAGCAGGAGCUGAUCCUGAAGCUGCUGCAACAGGCCCAGCCCGGGGGCCCAGGGUGUAUCGCUGGGUCAGGGUCAGGGACUGUGUGGAGUGGCCCCCAGGUCUCAGCGCUCUCCAAGCAAGGCAAGAGCCUCAGCCUGCUGGAGCUGGAGACCGAGAGGCUGCUCAAACAGCAGGCCCAGCACCAGAGGGCCCAGCAGCAGAGGGACAGGCAUGGAGGCCUGUCUAUGGGUCAGUGGGGUGAGGGGUCUGUGGGCAUGUGGUCUGGUGGGGGCAUGGAGCCCAAAGGCAGCUCUGGAGGUAUGGGUGUCUGGGAGGAGGCUGUGAAGAACCAGAACAGCCUCCGCAACAUGGGCAUGAAGAACAGCCGCAGCAGCCCCUCUCUUAGUGAGCAGUACAUGUUAAGGAAGAAGCGUACAGAGGAGGAGGACAAAUUGCUGAAGCUGCUGCAGGGCAUGAAACCCCAGGACGGCUUCACCACCUGGUGUGAACAGAUGCUGCACGCGCUCAACACCUCCGCUAACAACUCCCCCUCCUCGUCCCUGGAUGUAGCCACCAUCGUGGCCUAUCUGAAGGAGGUGGAGUCUCCCUACGAAGUCCUUGACUUUAUCCGCUCCUACCUGGGCGACACUGUGGAAGCCAAAGAGUUUGCCAAGCAGUUCCUGGAGCGGCGUGCCAAACAGAAAGCCAACCACCAGAGGCAGCAACAGCAGUUAUCAAAAGAAGUUCCAGGACUGUCCGUGAACAACUUUCCUCUACAGUCCAUGUUCCAGGCAGCCCAGAUGGGGAAGGGAGGAAUGUAUGACAGCCAAGCUGCAAAGAUGAAGAAGAAACAGAACAUGAUGCUUCACUCCGACCCCAGCAUCUUAGGAUAUUCAUUCCUGGGCGCAGGGGACAGGAUGAGCCUGGGCGAGAUGGAAACAGUGGAAGAUUAUUGAUCCACAGCAUCUACCUGAAUCCACCUGAGGCCUUAUACCUGGCAUACGAGACACACACACACAUUCACAGACCGACAUACGCACACACACUGACGAAUGUGCACUGCUGAGCUACUUUGCCCCCUCUUGGAUGAGGACCUUGUAAAGUACUGUUUUCUCCCUCGUCUCUCAGUGAGAGGGGCCGGAAGGGGUGUGCAGAGAGGAGUACCCUUCCGCACUUCUUACAGUUAAGCACCUUAAACUAAACUAAUGCACUUUAUUACAUGGGGUUUCAAUAUUUGAAAUGAAGUUUUGCCUGUUUUUUUGUUUUUGUUGGUUUUAGGAUGCAAAAUGUGCAUAUAUUAUGUCUAUGAUAUGAAUAUACACAAGUGGAUGUGUGUGUGCAAACAUACCCAAGUAAGGAACUGGAGGUUACAUCUCUGAUAAUAAUGGUGAGGGGUUGGGGGAGUGAUGAGCAUUUGGUUUAGAAAGUAUAUUCUUUUUUGAAAAGAGACACUGUUGUUUUUUUAAACAUUUUAUAUAAAAUGUAAAGCUAUAGCAAAUUUGCAUUUUAAGAAAAACUUGAAUGUUUGCACUUACAAAAACAAACAAAAGUUGUUGUGGAUAAGUAGUGGAAGAAAAAUAUGUUUCUGAAUGCUGGUGUCUGUGUGGUAGACUCAAAGCCUGCACACUUUUUAUUGCUUACAGAGAUGCAUAAAAAGGCCAUGUUUUUACUUUGUUCCAUGAAACUUUUUUUUACUUUGUGAAGGAUGUAUGCAAUUUGUGCCCAUGUUAGAUGUAUGAGUGAUGAGUAGCCAAUGAAUGUGUGGAUGUUAUUUUUGUACAUGGGUUCUUUAAGCGAGAGUGGGAGUGGAUAGGGCUCUUUUCAUCCAAUCUUUCACCAGCUCCUCAUCCCCUAAAUGACUUCAUGAUGGUCUGCGUUUCUGUCCAGUUACCUGAAUGGCCGCUCGUGUUCUGGCAUUGGUGCUUUGCUGCCCUCAUGCUCUUCUCUCGCGACGAGUCACGGGUAUACAGGCUCUGAUUCGCUGAUUGAACUGUGAAAGCAAAUGUCUUGUUUCAAGGCAGAUUUCCGAGGUAUAUUUUACUGCAGUACAGGCCCUGUCUCUCAAUCUCACUCUUGUUAAAAGAACCAUAAAUAGUUAUGUUUAAUAAUUAUCUUCCUUGUGGUUAUGAAAGUUGGUAAGACCAGAGAAGUUCCUUGCAUUUUUCAAGGGGAUCUAUUGCCUUUAACGACAUGCCAGUGUUGAGGUCUUGCUUUCCUGUUUCCAGGCUGUUUUGCAAGCUAUUGCCACUGCUUGUGAGAACCCUGGUUUUUAUAGCUAGAGUCUUCUCUUUUGUUGCUUUUUGAAUAUGUUUGUCUGUUUAAAACAGUGGAAAAGUAUUUGGACUUGAUGAUAUGGAGCACUUUUGAGGCUGCUAAGCUUUUGUAUUUUUAUAUUGGUUUUUUUUUUGCUUCUUGUAAUUUCUUAUAUAUCAAAAAAGAAAAAAAAAUGUAAAUGAAUGUAUUCCAAAAACAGAACAGUGCAGUGAGAUGAAGCCAGACUUUAAACAAAUGGUAAUGCAGAGAGUUGUGGGGAUAAAGUAUUAGAGUCCCUGAAGAUGAGAUACUGUAAAUUAAACUGAGGUGGACACCGCUGAACACACUGCCUACUGCUCUCUGAAGAACUUCUCGUAAUAAGAUGAAGACGUCUGUCCAUCACCAAGCAAUGUUGUCGUCCUCGAUAGUCUCUGGAUACAGCGGCAAAUCCUUUCAAACAUGAAGGACUCAUUACAAACCUAUAUACCGAGGAAAUGGCAUGGAAAAUGUAGCAGUAGUUUUUCAAAAGAUGAAUCUGUCUCCUUUUGAUCUUUGAAUGUCUGGGUUGCAACUUUAUUGUCUUCUUUCUCUAAUUGCCUACAACUUGUGAAAAUGGAGAGUUUGAAGAUGUGGCCGGAGGAAUGAUCGGUACUUCAUCUGCAAACUGAAACGGUCUUCGCUUUAACCAUUUUUUUUAUUCAUACAAGUCUGGAUUAUAUUUUUUAUUUAAAAAAAAAAAAAUCAAUAGAAAAAGGAGAAUGGACAAUUUGUUUUAGACUGGUGACAACUAAUAUGUGGUUAUCAUUUGAAUCCAUGUGUUUCUCAAGAAGAGAUCCGGAGAUUACGUGAGGAGAUGGAUAAAAAAUAAUCUAUUAUGACUCCUUUCACGCUUGUUCCUCAGGCCAGCCUCCUUGCCAUAGCUGAUCCCCCUCUGUACAACAUACUGUGCAACAUGUCUCAUGGGGUUUGGUGGGCUGGGACCAUGUGACUAUAGGUUGCCAGUUUAAAAUUAUGGACAUUUUAAAGAGAUUCAACAAAUGUUCAAAGACAUUAAAAUAUACUGGAGAGAACAUAUUUUUAUAACACAGGCCUCCAAUUGGAACCUUUUGAAACCCAAAACUACUGGACAAUGGACUGACUGGAGGGGGGGGGGGGGUAAAAUUAGUUCAUCUUCCACUUGUGCUUUUGUUGGUUUUAGUCACAGAACAGAGUGUAGGGAGAUGGACAGGUUUGUGGACUAUGUGAGAUGCCCCUGUCUCCUUGUAUUUACUCUUCUACUGGACACGGAUUGCCUUUCCCUGGACAUUCUCCACAAGAAAGGACAGCAUGGAGGAUGACCUUGACACAGAUUCUUCGGUGUAUCAGAACAAUACUGCACUGACCUUCAGAGAGCCACAGAAGGCCAGGAGGAUACCUCAUGGACACUUGCCACCAUCUCCUUGCUUGGUCCAUGUAGUGGCCCUUCUGCUGGAUGACCAGCUGCAAAUAGAGGUGUAUCGUGGGCUAAGACGUGUGGACUCUCAUACCCUGAAUGACUGGGCUGUUCUGGACCACAGCUGGACAUGGAAUUGUCUCUGAGAGGAGCAGACCGUAAAGGAGAGAGACUCCCAGACACAAGCUUUGUCCUGGACUGGACUAGACAGGAAGACUGAACCCAGCUGAUCGAGGUCUCAACCAGGAGUUAAGACUCAUGCACCCACACACAUCUGGUUGGCAAGUUUCAACUCCUGGAUGUAAAUAGUGAAUGUUUCACUUGACUUUACUGGUUGUUGUGUAAGAUUUUUUGACUCAUUUGGUUUUACUUGCCUUAACUGGACAGAAUAAAAUUGCCCAUGAGUGAUAUCCCCUCCCCACCACCCCUACGUAGUAAUAGGUUUGACCUGGUGGAGUGUAUGGAAUGAUGACUGGGUUGGUUUGGGACAUCCAAAAUGAGUGAAGUAAUGGGUAUUCGUGAGAUUGCUGUAAAAAGAGAAUGCUAAAACUAUUAGAGGAAUGUUUGUAAAAUUGGUUUAAAGAAGUUUUGGGGAAAUGUUAUGGUUAAUUGCCUCUUCUUGCUACUCAAACACAGCACAGCAGAAUUUUAGAUGGGGCUGGGCAUUGUAAAUAGUUUUUACUUUGAAGAGAAGUGUAACAGAAUAAAUAAACUAAUGUGUGAAAUGCAAUAUUAAUGUGUCACAUUCUCUACAUAUUGUUUUAAAGGGAAGACCGAUCAACACAUGUUGACCUUGCGCAGCGAGUUGCCGUCAUAUUGCAUCUGACCACAGAAAAUGUUCUGUUCCUUUCCGGAUGAUUCCACAUGUUGAAUUGCCACCUUUUGUCAACGCCCAGCAGGAGAUCUACUGUGCAAGACAGAUGUUCUUUGUUGGUCUGUCUUUCCUUUUUAACACUAAAUCAUGUAUAUCUGCCUGCAGUUUUACAUGUUGCCCACAUGGGGGCAUGGUAUGUUCAGUUUUAUUGUCCUGUACUCCACACUCCUUUCUGCUUUCCCAAUCAUUUACAUUUACAUUUAAGUCAUUUAGCAGACGCUCUUAUCCACAAACCACUGGAAAUGAGCUGCUGAAUUGUUACAUUGUAAAGGAAAAGCAUCUGAUACAGCAGUGGUUACCAAACUGUGGGGCGCUACCUUUGUGUGUGUGUGUGUGUGUGUGUGUUUCAUCAGUUCCUCUUGUCAUGCCAGUCGUUGCAUACCAUAGAGCUAUAACUUGUCAGAAAUGUACAGAUCAACUAGCCCAUGCCAGCAGGCAAGUUUUAAAAAAUUGGGUAUCACAUGAAUACAUGUUAGACAUGGUAAAAUGUCCAAGACAAUGUGCUUUAAAACUUCAGUUUUCUUUGCGCCCCAUUACAAAAAGAAUUGCAGGAAAUAACCUUUAAACCUGUAAAAUUCUCUCCACCAAGAGGGGUGUGAACAGUGCUUGUGCUCUUAGAAUUAGACGUAGCUCGUGUAUGCAAAGGGGGGUGGCUGGAUGUUCGCCAAUACUUGAAGGGUGGCGCCAAGUGAAAAAGUUUGGGAACCCCUUGUCGUGAUGUGUGUUUUGUCCUAUAUUUGUAAUCCCAUCCCCGCAGGGGGUCUUUUGCCUUUUGGUAGGCCGUCAUUGUAAAUAAAAAAUUGUUCUUAA